Hermetia illucens (black soldier fly) is the source of this 994-nucleotide messenger RNA. Its product is annotated as brachyurin. Gene Ontology annotation, biological process: proteolysis. Gene Ontology annotation, molecular function: serine-type endopeptidase activity. The transcript has 3 exons. Lineage: Eukaryota; Metazoa; Arthropoda; Insecta; Diptera; Stratiomyidae. The coding region runs from base 42 to 884 and encodes 280 amino acids. The record is from RefSeq and is a predicted model, not a curated record.
CAACCUAUAAUUUGGUGUAGUUACUACUUUUCGGUUCAAUCAUGAAGUGGUUCACAACUAUUUUCCUAUACCUGACGGUGUUAUUCGCGGCCGCGAUUGCAUUUUCAACUGAUCCUAUAGGAGGCCGUAUAAUUGGAGGUCAAGAAGCCCAGCGAGGACAGUUCCCAUUCCAAGCUGCACUCAGGAUCAACGUCACAGAUAGACCUACUUUUUCAACAUGUGGUGGCUCCUUGAUUGCCAAGGACUAUACCCUAACUGCCGCUCACUGUGUACUUAUCAAGGAUGUCAUGAAUAUCGAGGUGCACCUGGGAGCUCAUGAAAUUCAAAAUCUCGAUGAAGAUGGCCGACUUAGAGUUGUUGUUGAACCAGAGAAUUUUAUCGUUCAUAAGGAUUAUAAUUCGAGAUCAAUUGUAAAUGAUAUUGCCCUGCUGAAGCUCCCGGUGGAAGUAGCGUUCACAGAUAGAAUUCAACCGAUAGAUCUUCCAUCCUGGUCGGAUGUUAACGUCGAUUUCGAAGGCAAAGUCGCAAUAGCUUCCGGAUGGGGUCGUUACUCAGACAGUCUACAAGUCAUCUCCCCUGUCCUGAGGUAUGCUGAACUCCCAGUGGAGAGUCAGCGAAUCUGCAUGCACUAUUAUCAAAACUAUGAAAUCGUUACUGCCUCCAACAUUUGUACCUACACAGGCACGGGAAAAGGAACUUGCAAUGGAGACUCAGGUGGACCUUUGUCAUACACAGAUGAAAACGGGCGGAAAUUUAUUAUUGGGCUUACAUCGUUCGGAAGUGAUAUAGGAUGCGUAGAGACGGGAUGGCCGAAGGUUUUCACACGUAUCACAUCUUUCCUGGACUGGAUUGAAGCAAAUAGUAAUAUUAAAAUUAAACCAUAAGAAAUUACAGAGUUUAAGAGAUUUCAACUUAAAAGAUUAUAAACUGCUAUGGCCGAUUCAACAUCGAUUUGAGUUUUCCAAUUGCGAAUAAAUACGAAGUUAUUAACAUA